UAUAAGAAAGACCAGUUCGAAGAUUUUGCUUCAGUCGAAGACCGGCCGACAAAGUGAAAUGAAGCUGGUUGUGUUCGUAUUUAUCGCGACGGCCUUUGUGGGCCCGUCCACCAGCCACUGGAUAAGGACCCGUCGCGCGGCCCAGAACGAAUUUAAAAUGUGUGUACCGGAAAAUUUGCUGGAUUUAUGUAAGGACAUGAUAGCAGCUGAGACCAAAAGCGCAGCUAAAAUAAUUUGCAUUCCUGCUAGGGAUAGGAUUGAAUGUAUUGAUAAGAUAAGGGAAAGACAAGCCGAUUUUGGUACGUUCGACCCUGAGGAUAUGUACGUAGCAUCCAAAGUAGAAAAUCAAGACUUCGCGGUCUUCGAAGAAAUCAGAACGAGGGAGGAGCCAGAAGCUGAGUUUAGAUAUGAGGCCGUAGCUGUAAUCCACAAAGACUUAAAACUGGACAGUCUUAAAGACCUUAAGGGUCUUAAUUCUUGUCACACCGGUGUUGGUCGUAAUGUAGGCUACAAAGUACCAUUAACUAAACUCAAGAAUAUGGGCAUUAUUGGUAAACUCAAUGAACCAGACUUAUCACCCAGAGAAAAUGAACUUAAAGCCUUCUCCACCUUGUUCAGCAAAGCUUGUAUUGUUGGAAAAUGGUCACCUGAUCCUAAAAUCAAUCAAAAACUCAAAAAAACAUAUUCAAACCUUUGUGAACUUUGUGAACAUCCGGACGUUUGUGACUACCCCGACAAUUUCUCUGGCUACGAUGGAGCCUUACGAUGUUUGGCCCAUAAUGGUGGUCAAGUCGCCUGGACUAAAGUUAUCUACGUCAGAAAAUUCUUUGGUCUUCCUGUUGGUGUUACUCCUGCAUCAAAAACUGACGAGAACCCUGAAGAAUACAGAUAUUUGUGCCCCGAUGGCACGAGAGUGCCCGUAACUGGUACUCCUUGUAGAUGGGCAGCAAGACCAUGGCAAGGUUACAUGGCCAACGCUGCCGUCGUCAAAUCCAUCGACGAACUGAGAAGGAAGAUUGAAAAUCUCAAUACCGUUGGAUCACAAAAACACGCUAAAUGGUUGGAGAAAGUGUUAGAUUUGACCGAUAAGAACGUUCCUAAAGAAAACAAAGUCAUUGGCCCUGGCGACUACUUGGACAAGGCUAACUAUACUGAUGUCCUUGAACGUGACUACGGUCCGCCGUUCAAAACAGUCAGAUUCUGUGUUACAUCCAAAGAUGAACUUGAAAAAUGUCAAGCGUUUAGCAAGGCUGCGUUCUCAAGGAACAUCCGCCCACGUUUCGACUGUGUUGAAGAGAAAGACGUCUUUGACUGCUUCAAAACUAUCCGUGAUAAUGGUGCUGAUAUCAUCACUCUGGAUGGAGGAUUGGUAGCGAAAGCCCAAGCUGAAUUCAAUCUUAAACCAAUCGUUGCCGAACAGUAUGGAAAUCAAGGUGGAUCUUACUUUGCUGUAGCUGUGGUUAAAAAGGAUUCGCCAUAUAAAAGUUUUGCUGAUUUAAAGGGUGCCAAGUCCUGUCAUACAGGUAUAGGCAGAACAGCUGGAUACAAUGCACCUUUGUAUACUUUGAUUAAGUUGAACUUAAUUAAAAAUACAGACUGUCCUUAUCCUAAAGCUUUAUCAGAAUUCUUCAGUGGAGGCAGUUGUUUGCCAGGUUCUAAAGAUCCAAGAAAUAAAUUGACGGAACCAGUUUCAGAAAAGCUUUGCACAUUGUGCGGCGGUGAUGUGGACAAAAAGGAUUUAACCACCAAAUGCAACUUCGAUCAGUCAGAAAGUUACAGCGGAUAUACUGGAGCAUUCAGAUGUUUGGUUCAAGGGGGCGGUGACGUUGCUUUUGUCAAACAUGUUACAGUUCCAGGAAAUACUGAUGGUAAAAACACUGAAAGCUGGGCUGCAAGCUUAAAGUCUAGUGACUAUGAACUACUUUGUCCCGAUGGUGGAAGAGCACCGGUUGAGGAAUUCAAGAAAUGUAACUUGGCUCAAGCUCCUCCUCAUAUGGUUGUCACUGGUAACUCAAAAUCUGAUGCUGACAUUGAUGAAAUAAGAAAUGCUUUGCUAUCUGCAAGUAACUUAUUUAGUAAGAGGCCAGACUGGUUUAGAAUGUUUGGAGGUUUUAAUGGCAAAAAGGAUCUCUUGUUUAAGGAUUCAGCCACGGGCCUUGUAUCCAUUUCCGGAGAAUCUGAGGUGCAAAAAACUUAUUCGCAAGUUUUGUCUGUUGUCAAUGGCUGCAAUUAGUUUUAGAAAAUCUUAUAUUUUAUAAGUCGAUGUUUAAUUGAUUUUCAAUGACAAUAAAUACUUUUUGAGAAAAUUUUACAAAA
Molecule: messenger RNA, 2316 nt
Organism: Aethina tumida (small hive beetle)
Lineage: Eukaryota; Metazoa; Arthropoda; Insecta; Coleoptera; Nitidulidae
Product: transferrin
Exons: 8
Coding region: 59-2233 (724 amino acids)
Biological process (GO): iron ion transport
Cellular component (GO): plasma membrane; early endosome; extracellular region
Source: RefSeq, a predicted model, not a curated record